Messenger RNA from Aspergillus alliaceus, 414 nucleotides. Its product is annotated as cytochrome b5-like heme/steroid binding domain-containing protein. NCBI's taxonomy places the organism in Eukaryota, Fungi, Ascomycota, Eurotiomycetes, Eurotiales, Aspergillaceae. Gene Ontology annotation, cellular component: endoplasmic reticulum membrane; intracellular membrane-bounded organelle. The coding region runs from base 1 to 414 and encodes 137 amino acids. The transcript has 3 exons. Gene Ontology annotation, molecular function: heme binding. The record is from RefSeq and is a predicted model, not a curated record.
AUGUCACGCACAUUUACCAUCGAGGAAGUCUCUGGACACAGCACGACCGACAACCUAUAUCUGAUUGUCGACAGGAAGGCCUAUGACGUUACAGGUUUUCAACAUGAGCACCCGGGCGGAGACGAGUUUCUGCUCGAUCAAGGAAGACAAGAUGUGACUGAGCUUUUCGAAGAUGCUGGCCAUAGCGAUGAAGUAAGGAAGAUCCUAGAGACAAUCCAGAUUGGUACUGUUGAUGGCGAGAGCAAUUCUGCUGCCGCCCUGUCUGAUGAAAUGCCACGGAAACAGGAUGGGGGGUUGACAUUGACCUGUACUCUCACUGUCUUGUGUGCCAUGAUAGCUUAUGUUUUGUUUUUAACGUGUCUUGGUAAUAUUGGCCGAAAGAAACGUGGUAUCUGGGUCUUUAUUGCCUUUUGA